AUACUUUUUUCAUACAAGUACAUGGAACACCAGACAACAGGAAUACUUUAAAGAUAUACUAAAGGAUACAUUUGUUUAAAUAAAUCCCACAUUAGUAUAGAUCAGUGUUUCUCAACUCCAGUCCUCAUGGACCCCCAACAGGUCAUGUUUUCAGGAUUUCCAUUAUUUUGCACAGGUGAUUUGAUCAGUUUCACUGCCUUAGUAAUUACCACAGCUGUUUCAUCUGAGGGAAAUCCUGAAAACAUGACCUGUUGGGGGUCCAUGAGGACUGGAGUUGAGAAACACUGGUAUAGAUGCACACAG
Staurois parvus is the source of this 303-nucleotide messenger RNA. Lineage: Eukaryota; Metazoa; Chordata; Amphibia; Anura; Ranidae. The record is from the annotation of a GenBank genome assembly.